AUGGAACCUAUAAAUUCGUCAAAAAAAAAUCUAAUUGAUUUAUCUCCAUCAUCCGAGAAGCCAUCCGAGAAGCUAUCCGAAAAGCUAUCCGAAAAGUCAUUUGAAAUGUCAUUCAAUAUCAAUAAGCCAUCCGAAAAGUCGUCCGAAAGGUCAUCAGAGAAACCAUCAAGACCAGUGGCAACGCGUAUUAAUACGGGAGAUCGUAGUAUACCUAAAAUUAUUGAACCAACUGAUGAUAAUCAUGUUAAUUUUGAAAUAAUUGAACAAAAGCAAACUAAUCAAGAUAACACUAAUCAAGAUAAAACUAAUCAAGAUAAUAAUAAUCAAGAUAAUAAUAAUCAAGAUAGAAGCAUAAAUAUGCUUGCUUCACAAGUUGAAGAAUUUUUUGCUACAUCACCAACAGAUUCAAUUGGUAUUCUAGUACGCGACAUAAAAUCAGAUGAAGCUGAUGGAGUUUUG
This is a messenger RNA of Racocetra persica, 459 nucleotides long. The record is from the annotation of a GenBank genome assembly. NCBI's taxonomy places the organism in Eukaryota, Fungi, Glomeromycota, Glomeromycetes, Diversisporales, Gigasporaceae.